AUUAUUGGAAAUUAUAACAUUGUCUUCCUAACCUAAUUUUUUCUCACACUUUCGUUUUAUUUUAAGAAUUUAAAAUGCAGAACCCAAACGAUGACACUGAAUGGAACGACGUUUUGCGAGCCAAAGGCAUCAUCCCACCGAAAGAAAAGGAGGUCACCGAAGAUGACCUGGUCAAUAUGCUCGAGCAGACCAUUAAAGAGAAACAAGCAACCGGUGAUGGUAAACACAUCACCGACAUGAAUUUGGACGAGUUAGACGAACUGGAAGAUUCGGAGGACGAGGGUAUAUUACUCGAGUACCGACAGAAACGUAUAGCUGAAAUGAAGGCGCUCGCCGAUCGGUCAAAAUUCGGCAGUGUUUUGGAGAUAUCCGCGCAAGACUACGUGCAGGAGAUUAAUAAAGCUGGCGAGGGCAUCUGGGUCGUUCUUCAUCUUUAUAAACAAGGGAUACCGUUGUGCGCCCUUAUAAACCAAUUCAUGCACAAUUUAGCAGCUAAAUUCCGCACAGUGAAAUUUGUCAAGUCAAUUUCGACAACUUGCAUACCGAAUUACCCAGAUAAGAAUCUACCGACGAUCUUUAUCUAUUUCGAAGGGGAGAUGAAGAAACAGCUUGUGGGGCCUGUCGAACUGCGCGGUCCCAACAUGACGCAGGAUGAGUUCGAGUAUAUGAUCGGAAAAGCUGGGGCAGUGCCUACGGACCUUACGGAAGAUCCCCGCGUUGCUGUGAAAGAUAAACUGUUUUCAGAUUUGAAGGAUUUGAAUAAUGAUUGGUGACGUUGGGCUGGAUGUGUUUCAAUGCGUGGUGCUUUUGUAUCAGACUCUGGAUUUCUUUGCUACCAAAUCGUAACUGUGAUUUUUACUGCUGUAUUAUUAACUAUAUGCAGACCGCAGAGCUGGGCAGAAUACUUUCAAAAAGUGUUUGAAUACUAAAUAGUAAAUACUUUACACAAAUCAAAUGUAUUUGUAUACUAAAUACUUUUACGUCCAGUACAAGCGAAUACUAGAUACAGA
Messenger RNA from Photinus pyralis (common eastern firefly), 1010 nucleotides. RefSeq names its product viral IAP-associated factor homolog. Gene Ontology annotation, cellular component: cytoplasm. Gene Ontology annotation, biological process: protein folding. The record is from RefSeq and is a predicted model, not a curated record. NCBI's taxonomy places the organism in Eukaryota, Metazoa, Arthropoda, Insecta, Coleoptera, Lampyridae. The transcript has 5 exons. Bases 75 to 773 code for a protein of 232 amino acids.